Molecule: messenger RNA, 870 nt
Organism: Capsicum annuum
Lineage: Eukaryota; Viridiplantae; Streptophyta; Magnoliopsida; Solanales; Solanaceae
Product: V-type proton ATPase subunit G 2
Exons: 4
Coding region: 288-623 (111 amino acids)
Biological process (GO): proton transmembrane transport
Cellular component (GO): vacuolar proton-transporting V-type ATPase complex
Molecular function (GO): proton-transporting ATPase activity, rotational mechanism
Source: RefSeq, a predicted model, not a curated record
AAUUUUCACGAAAACGAAUCUUUUACGUGUCAAUCGCGUCUGAUGAAUGCAUUUUACUUGCUAAAUAAGCUCCUUUCAUUUUCUAUUUGUCUUUUCGGAAAAUGAAAAAGGAAAAAAAAAAAGUAAAGAGAAAACGUGGUAUAUAAAUAGACCUCCAUUUUCGAGCCUCUUCAUAGUCUUUUCAACUCUUUUCUAUAGCAGAAAAUCAACUUUGCUUCACAUUUUCGCUGCUCCGAUUACGAAAGCUUAGUUUCUACAGUUUUGUAAGUACAGUAUAUCAGACGAGUAUGGAAUCCAGCAGGGGCAACCAGAAUGGGAUUCAACAACUUUUAAGUGCAGAGCAAGAAGCUCAACACAUAGUCAAUGCUGCAAGGAGUGCCAAACAGGCUAGAUUGAAACAGGCAAAGGAUGAAGCCGAGAAGGAAAUAGCUGAAUUUCGUGCUUACAUGGAAGCAGAGUUCCAGAGAAAGGUUGAACAGACUAGCGGUGAUUCGGGUGCUAAUGUCAAACGUCUUGAUCAAGAAACGUUUGCAAAGAUCCAGAACUUGAAAGCAGAAUCCGAAAGUAUCUCCAACGAUGUUGUCCAAAUGCUUCUGAGGCAGGUAACCACAGUAAAGAACUAAGAUCGUCUCUGAGUGAUUAAGACAGUCAAGUUUAUGGUCGUAUUUGCAGAUUCAUUUGUUUAAUAAUUGUUCUCCAUUUGUGUUGUAUUUUUAUUUAUUUAUUUAUCACUAUUGGUUUUCGUGGCCUUUGUUGAAUAAAAGAAAUCAUAUACUUAUGUUCUGUAAGGACUAAUUUUCGAUAUUUAACUGUACCCACACGAUGUGUUUACAUCAAACAAAUGAAGUGAUAUGCAUUCUUACUUUGAGA